AUGGCGGUCAUUAUUCAGGGUAACCUGGAUAAGAGCAGACUUGCUUGUGAUUUUCUUACCCGUAUUGCGGGAGAGCAUAAUGCUGAUUUGCUUAUCAUUUCUGAGCAAUGCUUAGGAUGGGCGGAAAAAAAUGUGCGACGGCUGUGUGUGUUAAGAGUGGGAACACCACCUACGUUAGCGUCUAUCUCUCACCUAACGAGGGUAUCAAUGAGUUUUCUGGAAAACUUUGAACUGGAGGAUAGUGUACGGGAGUUGGAUGGUGAAGUCAUUAUUGUUGGGGACUUUAAUGCAAAGACAGGUACGGUUCCAAUGUUUAGAGGCAGUGACUGCCGGGGUACCAUCAUAGAUAUUACUUUAGCAUCUGCGGUGGAAGGAAAAACGUCGAUGAUUCCGCGAAGAUUCGGGGAUGGAAUAUUGUCAAGCUCAAUUGCCCUGCAGCUCUCGAAACGCUCGCCGACGGGUGGCCUUACUGGCGAGGCGAUGCGCCCCAUGAAGGCCACACGAAAAAUGGCAGAAGGCAAUGUUGAACAGACUAUGUGUCUGACUAAAAAGGCAUGUGAUAGUUCGAUGCCUACAAGAUUAAGGCACGGGCAAACGAAGUCUAACUAUUGGUGGAAUGACGAAAUUGCUGACCUCCGCAGGCAGGCCCUGGCAAAGCGUAGGAAGACUCAACGUAAGUGGGGCUGUGCUGAUGUUGGUGCAGCUAAGGAUGGUUGGUUAUCGCUUCUUGGUGAAGUAAAUAAAGAUGUGUGGGGACGCGGAUAUAAGAUUGUCACCCACUGCCUUGGAUUUCGAGCUCUAGAGCCCCCACGGGAUCCAGAAAAUUUGCAGGAGAUCGUACGUUCAAUCUUUCCAGAACAUUCGGAGAGAGCCUGCGCUCCAAUAACUGUAGUGGAACAACAAGUACAACUGUUCAACAAGGAGGAACUCUGCAUCGUGGUCUCUUUCUUGGGUAAUCGAAAAGCUCCGGGUCCAGAUGGAAUACCGGUUGAAAUUCUAAAACUGGUCGCGAAUGAAUUCCCAUUUGUUCUAUCAAAUAUGCUAAAUGCAUGCUUAUUAGCAGGCAUCUUUGCGAAGAGGUGGAAAGAACAGAGGUUGGUUCUGCUUGACAAGGGCAGGGGUCCGCCCAUACCACCCGCGUCAUUCAGGCUGCUCUGCAUGUUAGACAAGGCCGGAAAAACCUAA
Molecule: messenger RNA, 1185 nt
Organism: Belonocnema kinseyi
Lineage: Eukaryota; Metazoa; Arthropoda; Insecta; Hymenoptera; Cynipidae
Exons: 4
Coding region: 1-1185 (394 amino acids)
Source: RefSeq, a predicted model, not a curated record